AUGAUUCGCCAAAUAACCGUCUGGAUUGCAGGAACCUCCCUCAAAAAAACGAAUUUAAACAUAAUUAAUGUAACCAGAAGAGGUUUCGCCGACAUCCCGAAGAAAGACACUUCUUCUCAUGUUAUGGUCCGGACCACGGAUAAGGAUGAGCAGAUGCGCGUGCGCCGCGCCCGUGCCGCCGACGUGCCGAGGGUGCUCAAGUUCGUCCGCGAGCACACGCGCGACAUGUGGCCGGCGCUCACCAUCCCGUCAAACGCUUCCCAACUGGUCCUCUCCGACUACGUGUCGAGGGCGCUGGCGCAAGGACACUCGAUGAUCGCCGAACGCCAAGAGUCGAAGCACAACUGGUCGAAAAUCAAAGCGCUGGCUCUAAGCACCACCACCUGCAAGUGGGACGCCAGCGUGCUGGAGAAGUGGGCGCGCUGCGUCCAGUGCUCCAGGUCACGGCAGGCGCUGAUGUUCACCGCCCACUGUCUCCGUGCACCAGCCCUCCACGAUAAGUACCACGUGCACAGCAUCCUACAGGUGAUCCUGAUCGUGCCAGAAGACGUGUCGAAGCAGACGGAAUUGGUGAACAUGCUGGUCAAGAGCGCCAUCCAGCGAGGGCGAGACGUCGGCUUCUCCCUCGUGCGCUUCGACGCCGCAAACGAGGCAGUCAUAAAGGCGCUGGAGCAAAUGAAGAUGAACAAGGAGUGGCAGAUCGCCUACGACGUCCUACCCGACUGCAUAAAGGAGAGAGAGAAGCCAAAAGACAUGAAGUACUGCAUCACCACAGUGGACGCGGAGGAGGCGAACAAAUACAAAGAAAUCCAAUUCGGGCCGGGGCAUUCGCUCUCAGUGUACUCCACUUUCACCGACACCAAGAAU
Molecule: messenger RNA, 867 nt
Organism: Iphiclides podalirius (scarce swallowtail)
Lineage: Eukaryota; Metazoa; Arthropoda; Insecta; Lepidoptera; Papilionidae
Source: the annotation of a GenBank genome assembly